UUUGUUUUAGAGUACCAGAAGACUAUUCACCUUCCGAUUUCUUCCGAAAAUUCGUCACAUUAUAUUUAGAAAAAGAUGGUGCCUCGUCUUUUAUUUCAUAGCUUUAGUAUGGGUUUGUGAAUAUCUUAUUUAUUAUGCUACGCUGUACAAUUGUAACUGGCCCGACCUACGCAGUGCUGGUGUGGAAAAAGUAUCAAGCUUAGACACCAAAGUAGUCAAUAUGAUGGUAUUAGCCGACACACAUCUUGUUGGAUAUGCUCUAGGUCAUCCUGUUGACCGAAUUAGAAGGGAUUGGCAAAUGAAACGUGCUUUUCAAGCUGCUUUAUAUUUACACGAUCCUAAUGCCGUUAUAAUAUUAGGAGAUAUAUUGGAUGAAGGAAAAUGGGCUACAAUUGAUGAUUUUCAUUCUUUAGUGGAAAGAUUUCACGAUAUUUUUCAUCAUGAUAAAACAAGAACAUUGGUUAAAACAGUUGUUGGAAAUCAUGAUAUUGGAUUUCAUUAUGCCACCGAUGAUUUUUUGAAUAAUCGAUUUCACCGGGAUAUUGGAAAUAAUAUUUACACACCGCCUAUUUAUCUAUGGACCUUUUUCGGGAUCCAUUUUGUUAUUGCAAACAGUGUCGCUUUUGAAGGUGACAAUUGUGAUCUAUGUUUCAAGGCCAAUGUCAUAUUAAAAUCAAUAACAAGAUAUCUUGAUUGUUUAAAGAUGUCUACUCCACUUAAUGCCAAGAGUUGUUUCUCUCACGAACUUAGUAUGGGUCUUUCUGACAAAUAUCCCUACAUUGUUCUCGACCGUAAUGAGAAUCAAUUGUCUUCCGAAAUUCAUGGCUUUUAAUUAUCCAUCUUCCUUCAUCUAUUCACGUCCGGUUAUUUUACAACAUUUUCCCUUGUACCGAACUUCUGACACUGGAUGUCCUACAAAACCGGUAGAUGCUAUGCCAAAACACUUGAGAAAAACUCUAAACAGACCAAAACUUGAUUGCCUUUCAAAAGAGGCAACAAAACAAUUACUUGAAUCUCUUCGUCCACGACUGAUACUAUCUGGCCAUACACACUAUUCAUGUAAAAUGUUACAUCAAUUCGGUAACCAAUCGGAUUCUGCUGUAGAAUGGUCAGUUGCUAGCUUCUCUUGGAGAAAUCUUGCAAAUCCUGGAUUUCUAAUGCUUUCAAUAUCAUCUACAAAUUAUUCAAUGAAUAAAUGUUAUCUCCCAACUGAACUACGUUUAAUACAAUGCUACAUUACUGGUUUUCUACUCAUAUUUUUUAUUUUCACUUAUAAAAAGUUUAAUAAAAUUAACAUGUCUAGAAAAACAUCGAGUUUUAAAGAUGAUAAUCAAAUUAUUAUUGGACCAGUUUUUCAACCUGAUGAUCUUGCUCCAUCUACUGGAAUAGGACCUGCAUUACCGUCUGAUGUGUUUAAACAGAAAUUAAACAAAGACUCGGAACAAGUCAAUAAUUACAAAGCAUCUACUGAUUUUGAAGAGAUUGACACUAUUGGACCUUUACUACCAGGACAAGAGAUAAGAGAAGAAUGGCGGCAUUUGAAAUCUGGUUGUUCAGUGGAUUCAAAUUGUAUGAAUAAUGAAAAACCUAAACGUGAUACAUGGAUGACGGAAUUAUUGCCUAAAUCAAGUGAUUUCAAUUCAUUGAAACCACGUAAAUUUCGUCAGGAUAUAUCAACACAUUCACUUCAUGAUUCAUCAUGGUUCACUACACCAAACGAUGAUUCGAAACAACAAGUAACUAAUAGUCAAACAAGUCAAUUAACCAACGAUACCGUAAAAUAUGAACAACGUGAAGGCUAUGAUCAGAAGAUGGCAAAAAUUGCUUCGGAAUGUCAAGGUUCAAAACAAAAGUCAAGUUUACUUGAACUGCAUGAGAAGAAACUCAAACGCAAACUAAAGAAAAAACAUGAGAAGAAAUCCAAAAAGCAUAAGCAUAAAUCCAAAAAGCAUAAAAAAGACCGUGAGAGAUCAUCGUCAUCGUCAUCAUCAUCCAGCUCACCACCUAAUGAACCUAUCAGACGACCUUUCGAUCGUGAAAAAGAUCUUAAACUAUCCCGAAUCGAUACAGCUGCUCGAAAAGCAAUAAUUGAACAUUCGAAAAAGCUCACUAGUCGUUUUAGUCAUGGUAGCCAACAGUAUUUAUAGUGCUUGUAUUUGUAAAGUCUUUGCUUAACUAAACAUUGUAUUUUUUUUUUAUGUAAUCACUUUUUUAGACUGUUGAUAUUUUGUAGUUCAAUGUUAAGCACUUUUUGUUUCCUUUUUUGUAUCAAUAUGUCAUUACUGAGUUCAAAAAUGUAUUUAUUCAUUUCUGCAUAACAAUCCAUUUGUGAAUACAUUUGGUUGAAUAAAUAACUGUAAACAAUUUAUAU
This is a messenger RNA of Schistosoma turkestanicum, 2371 nucleotides long. Lineage: Eukaryota; Metazoa; Platyhelminthes; Trematoda; Strigeidida; Schistosomatidae. The record is from the annotation of a GenBank genome assembly.